AUGGAGGAAGAAAUUCAGGCUUUUGGACUCCAGCUCAGUCCCUCAAAAAAGAAACUGUAUGAGUGCUUACAGUGCGGGAAGAGUUUCAACGUCCAGUGCAAUCUGAAGGUACACCAACGCAUUCACACAGGAGAGAAACCCUACACGUGCUUACAGUGUGGAAAGAGCUUCGUCCACAGCAGCAGUCUGAAAUCACACCAGUAUGUCCAUGAGGAAGGAAAACUGUACCACUGCUCCCAGUGUGGAGAGAGCUUUAAUGGCUACAGAAAUCUAAUCCGACACCAGCGCAUUCACACAGGAGAAAAACCAUACCAGUGUUUGGAGUGCGGAAAGCGUUUUACCCGGCAAGGAACCCUCCGACUACACCAGCGCAUUCAUACUGGAGAAAAACCCUAUCACUGCACGCUCUGCGGGAAAAGUUUCACUUUUCAGGCGAAUAUCCGCAAACACCAGCACACUCACACAGGAGAGAAGCCGUAUCACUGUUCACAGUGUGGGAAAAGUUUUAGCAGCAAUUCGAAUCUCAGGCAGCAUCAGCGCAUUCACACAGGAGAGAAACCGCAUCAGUGUUCACAAUGUGGGAAAAGGUUUAUUAAACAGAGUGCUCUCUCGACACACCAGCGCACUCACACAGGUGAGAAACCAUAUCAGUGCACGCACUGUGGGAAGAGCUUCACUCAAAAGUCUAAUCUUCAAUACCACCAACAGUGUCACUCAGAAGAGCGGCCGUAUCAGUGCUCACAGUGUGGGAAAAGGUUCAGCGCCCAAACCCAACUUCAGCAACACCAGCACAGUCAUACAGUAGAGAAACCGUAUCAGUGCUUACAGUGCGGAAAGAGUUUUACCCGACAGAGCGAUCUCAAAAUCCACCAGCGCGUUCACACUGGAGAGAAGCCGUAUCACUGUUCCCAGUGCGGGAAGAGCUUCACCCGACAGAGUAUCCUUAAACGACAUGAGCGCAGUCACAGGGGAGAGAAACCAUACCAAUGCUUACAAUGUGAGAAGAGUUUUACCCGACAAAGUGAUCUCAAAAUCCACCAGCGUGUUCACACUGGAGAAAAGCCGUACGACUGUUCACACUGCGGGAAGAGUUUCACUCGGCAAAGUAUCCUUAAACAACACCAGAACAGUCACAGAGAGGAUAACCCGUAUCAGUGCUUAGAAUGUGGGAUUACUUUUGCUGUCGAGACUGAUCUCCAAGAGCACCAGUGUGUUCACACAGAGGAGGAUUCGUAUCACCACUGCGUUAAGACUGAGUCAGUCACGCCUGACACAUAAAAAUGGUCAGAAUUACUGCUUUUGGGUUGGCAUGAGUUGUUUACAUCUUACAUUUAAGGUUGUAAACUGUAUGUAUUUUUGGGAAGGCCCUUCCCAGUUUCAGCAUGACUGUGCUAUACACAAAGCAAGGUCCAUUACAACCUUGAUGUGAAGGAACUCCAGUGGUCUGAACCUCCCCUUCCCCAUGACCUCAACCCCACUGGACAUAUUUGGAAUAAAUUGUUCUUUCAACUAAAUUUGUACUGAUUAAUGUGUAAAGUUAUUUAAAGUUGGAGAUGAUGUAUUGGUUUACUUCAUCAUUAUUCUGCUAUUAAAGUUGUUUGUGUACAUAUGAACACAUUUUAAUCUGUCGUCUCCUAAUCUGUCUUCUAAUAGAUCGUUUCUUAAGCUGUUGGUUUUCAGAUGUACCAUUGUUUGUACUGUACUGUACUGUACGUACUGUAUUUACCUGUGAAUAGCCGUGCAGUGCUGCAUUGUAAAUGUUAUAUUUUGUUCCAAUUAUUUUUAUCAUCUGUAGAUUUAGAAGAGUUCUAAUGUAGACAAAUGUAAUAGUAUUUUAAUUAAAUGUGUA
Molecule: messenger RNA, 1849 nt
Organism: Trichomycterus rosablanca
Lineage: Eukaryota; Metazoa; Chordata; Actinopteri; Siluriformes; Trichomycteridae
Product: zinc finger protein OZF-like
Exons: 1
Coding region: 1-1278 (425 amino acids)
Source: RefSeq, a predicted model, not a curated record